This is a messenger RNA of Penaeus vannamei (Pacific white shrimp), 1449 nucleotides long. The record is from RefSeq and is a predicted model, not a curated record. NCBI's taxonomy places the organism in Eukaryota, Metazoa, Arthropoda, Malacostraca, Decapoda, Penaeidae.
AUAUUCUGUGUCCACUUACUAAGGCACUAAGACACAUACACACACACACACACACAGAUAAUUAGAAAGAGAGACAGAGAGAGCACUAUGCAUGCAUCACCACACACAUAAAUUUACAUAAAUUUAUGCAUAUAUUUCUCAAAGGUGAUACCACAGUGAUGGCGCAGAUGGAACAACUGUCCCAGACGCAGAAAACACAAAAUAUGGAACUAAAUCAUGCUGUGCGUGAGGUCGCGUCCGGCGUGCGGCGCUUCUCGGAGGUCUUCUCGCCCCUGCUGCGGGAAGGCGGCGGCGGCGGUGAGGCUGAGGUCGGUCCCUUGGUGCGAGGAAGCUCUCAAGGGAUUUAUUGACGCUCUUGUACGGGAACUACUGGAAAAUAUAAAAGCGCAGGAAAGCCAGAUGCAGGACCUGCGUCGGAAGUGGAAUCGGACAGCCGCCACCACACAGCAGCUUGAGGACGACGACCAGACUCUUCAGCUUGAGAUCGACCUCAGCCUCAAGGAGAUUCAGCAAAGGAGGAAUGCGAUCGAGCAAGUGAAGCUUAAUAUCCAGGAAACGAAUGAAGAGAAUCAGCAGCUCUUAGCCAAAGCCAAUGCCACGGCAGUCGAAACAUUUUCCCGUCGAAGCAGAAUGCAAGCACUGAAGGGCCAGGUGACGCAGCUGAAAGCACUCUACGCUCAAAAGCAGUCGGCCAAGAUCCAGUUAGAACAGCAGGUCACAGAGUUGGAGAGCAGCAAGAGUGAAAUCCAGCAGGAAAUAGCUCUGCUCGAAAAUAGAAUUAAGAGUCUCAACAAUGUUAUAGUCGUACCUAAUGAUGAGAAAACAAGCCUACAAAAAUCGAACAUACGGUUAAAGGAAAAUAUAAAGAAGAGACAGGCAGAAAACAUCGAGCUCCAAAUAGCAACUGCUCAAUUGAAUGGCAUCCUAAGUCACCUAGUAACUGACAUCGAACUGCAGAGCAACCAAAAGGAGAACAUCGAAGAAGAAUUAAAGGGACUUCAAGAUUCGGUGAACUCUCUAAGGAACAAGAAAGAUCAGCAACAAGAACUCUUAGUGGCGACAGAAAGGGAACGAAUGAACGAGUGUUUUUAGUGAAUAUUAUCUGAAAUAUUUUCGGUGCAUACCUAAUCCACAAUCAAUAUGUGAAGAUGCAAUUUUUCAGAUCUUAAAGAGGGCACUUUCUAUGUGCAAAAUCCCAGCUACGGAUCGUCGCAAUUAUAUACUAUUCAGCUUCCAGUUCAGAAUUCUAAACAGCAAAGGACUUUUCAAUCUCCAAGAGUGUCUCAAGGCCUUUUUCUCCUCCCAACAGAGAUUCGCAGCUGCACAAACAUCAGCGAAGCUUUGCAAACAAAGGCCAUCCUGAACGAGAACCAAAUCCGGGAACAACAAGAAGUGAACGCCCAGCUGGAAGCAAAGCACAAGCAGAUGGAGGAGAAAAUCCGGCUGGCA